AUGGCCAAAUCAGCCAACAAUAGUGGUCCAUCUCAGGAUCAACUGGACGCUGUAUUAGAAGAGUUUUAUCCGGGUACACUGCUGAAAAUAAAGGCAAAACAGGAGUUAGCUGGAAUAAAAACUCUUUGCGACAGAAUUUACUAUGUGGUCCAAUUAGCCAAAGAAAAGGUGUCCACUGAAGAAAUUUUGAUAUUGAGUACAUCCAAAGAAUCACUGGCUAGCAUUGACUUCCACCUUGGAGAAAAAUGUUCCAAGACUCAGAAAAUUAAAAAAAUUACUUUUACUGGACUAAUUGCAGAAAGUUUGUCUCAACAUUUUAAAAACUGGACAAUUCUCAAAGAGGAGAAAAUUAAAGAGAUAGUAAGAAUCUUGGGUGGUAAAGUUGAAAUUCCAUAUUCUAAACUAAAAGGCUCAAUACAGCAAUUGAGUGCCGUUACAACCAAAUCUUUGAUGCAUAUGAAUGAGCAUGAAGUGAUGGUAAGAUUCGGCUUGGACAGAGAAGCAGCUCUUCAAGUUAAAAAAAUUGUUGACAAUGUUUUCUACGUUCCGUAUUCUCAAGUUAUCAAAGAAUCGACAAAGAUUCCAUUAUUUUUCACAGACUUGAGCAAGUACAAAGUUAUAUGUGUGGCCAACUUUCAUCACUUGAGAGAAGAAGAGGCAAACUUUCUUAUCAAUCUAGGAAAUGGUAAACACAUCACGAUUUUGGCAAAUGAUUCAACAAAGGCAAAACCUAAAUUGUUUGAACAAAAUUGGAAACUAAUGUCAACCGCUUAUAAAGACGGUAAAAUUAAAGAGGUUCAUGUAAAUGGUGAUUAUGCACCUGAAGAUUCUACCAAUGAUAAUAAUUACGAUCAGAAAGAUAAUAGUCUGAUCGACCAAAUUCUGAAAAAUAAAAUAUCUUUGUUAAAUUUCGAAGAGCUUAUUGAAGUUAUGCUGAAAGUUUUGAACAACAAAAAAAAGAACCUUCCCUUUUUACAAAUGCUUUCUUUGAUACCCGGCUUUGACAAUGCAUUCCUAAAAAAGUUUUGCAAGCUCGUUUCAAGUGAAAAAAGUAGCGUUUUUGAUUUCCUUAUCAAAUACCAAGACUCCCUUAGUAACAAAACUAAAGCCAAGAUACUACCUAUUUUGAAAUACCUUAGCAAGAUAGAGAGUAAAUUGGACACAUCAAAUGCUAAUUCGAUAAUGAUACAUAUGUUAAACCUUUGCAGAGCAUUAGGUGUUGACACUCAAGCUACUGAAGAUAUGAAAAAGCAAUUUGUUGAUUUGCAUCUUUGGUUGAAGUUCCUGCAAAAUAAUGAACAGCUUCGGAUCUCUGAUAAUUUGAUUGAAUGCUAUAUUGCAAACGGUACAUUCAAAUCAAAACCAGCUAAUAAUUCCUUAUCGCAAUUUAAAGAGGGUAAACCGAUGGAGGCGACAUUAGACAUCAAAUUUCCCGUUUCAAUAGCAAUGAAAGGCCGUAUUGAGACCAGAGAAGGGGAUUCUGCAGAAGUCAAAAUCGAAGAUAUGCCAUUAAGACGAUCUAAUUCCAGUAGAUACAAGGCAAGACCUUUAAGUUGGCAUGCAGGUGCAAUUGCUAGUGCUGCCAGAAAGCUCAAAUAA
Molecule: messenger RNA, 1599 nt
Organism: Pichia membranifaciens NRRL Y-2026
Lineage: Eukaryota; Fungi; Ascomycota; Pichiomycetes; Pichiales; Pichiaceae
Exons: 1
Coding region: 1-1599 (532 amino acids)
Source: RefSeq, a predicted model, not a curated record